CUACAUGCACAUAAAUGCUUAUUAGGACACCUGCAGUAGCUUGGCAACGCCGACUUUGUCAAACGACAUUCCAUUUGCGGAGUGCGCUCUGAAAGCGCCCGCCGUUUCCCUAUUCAAACAUGUAUAUUGCGUAUGCAGAGUCCAGAGCAAGCCUAAUAGCGGAAUGGACGCAGCAGCAGCUGGAUAUGGCACGGCAGGUGGUCGUGGUCGAUGACGUUCCGUGGCGCCUGCAGCAACAGCAAGCAGGCCCGGAACUUCCGGAAGCGGGAGGGCUGGGCGGCGAGGGUGGCGCCACAGGGCGCCUUCCGUUGCUGCAGCGAGUGGGUGGACUCGACAUCUCCUUUGUGGAGGUUGAGCCCAGCAACAGCAGCAGUGGAAGCCCAGCCCAGCAGGCGCAGCGGCAGCCUGAAGGGACACACGAGCAGCGCCAGGGCCAACGACAGCAGUCGCUGGCUGCGUGCCCGGUAGACGGGCAGGGGGGCGACCACCAGGGGCAGGGGUCAGCCUUGCAGCAGGCUAGCAGCGGCAGCGGCACGGCGGGUGCCCGGGAGAACGAGGGCGCGGCAGGCGGUGAGGACGAAGACGGGGUCGAGGACGGCGGCCCCACCUCUCACGGCCCUGGGGUGGCGGCGCUGGUGGUUUGUAGCUACCCGGACAUGGCGGUGCUGUAUGAGGACUACCAGCCCGUGGACCUGGCCAUCCCCUACCUGCCCGGGUUCCUGGGCUUCCGCGAGGCAGCCGCCUACAAGGUGCUUCUGGAGCGGGUGCGGGCUCGUGCGCUGCAGCUGGAGCCGCAGGUGUUGCUGGUGGAUGGCUGCGGCGUGUUGCACCCGCGCGCGUGCGGCAGCGCCUGCCAGGUGGGUGUGGUGUGCGGCUACCCGGCAGUGGGUGUGGCCAAGAACCUGCUGGUGGUGGAUGGCCUCGACCGCUGGGAGGUGCGGAGGCAGCUGGAGGCGCGACGGCAGGCGCAGCAGCAGGAGCAGGCGCAGGCGAAGCAGGGACAGGCGCAGGACGGGCAGGAGCAGGCGCGGGGGCAGGAGGCGGACUUGCAGGCGGCAGCUGCAGAGGCCCAGCGUCGAGGCCAGGGACCUGUGCCCGGUGCGUCGGAUGCAGCAGCAGCAGCAGCAGCAGCAGCAACAACAACAACAGCUACGGACCAUCCACCAGCUGCGGGCAAGGCAGGCGCCUCCACAGCCGCGCAAACAACAACAGCCGGGGCGAAAGCGCACCGGAAACCUGCAGCCGCGGUUGAAGGGGCGGCUGCGGCGGCGGUGGCGCCUCAGGAUGUGCAGGUGCCGCUGCGCGGCGUCAGCGGGGCGGUGCACGGAGCAGCGUUGUGUCCGGGCGCCUCGCGAAGGCCGCUGUUCGUCAGCGUGGGCCACCGGCUGAGCCUGGCCAGUGCGGUGGAGCUGGUGGCACGCUGCUGCCUGCACCGCAUACCCGAGCCCAUCCGCCAGGCUGACCUGCGCUCCCGCCAGUGGCUGCGCACCCACCUGCCGCCGGGUGCUGCUACUGCCGCCGCCGCUGAUGCUUCUGCUGCUACUGCCGCCGGUGCUGGCUUUUUAACGAGUGGCGCGUCGCCGUUGGUAGGGUAGGCUGUGUUGUAAUGUCUCAAGAUUCUUAGCGUGCGUGUGCCCCGCCGUUCAGUCGUGGUCCGCUGCUGUUUUGAAAGUCUGCAAGGCGAUCAGCGCUGUAAUGUGAUAUACUCAGGGUUGUGUGGCGGUCGCCAGUGGGGCUAACGGCCCCAAGGGAUAAGGACCUUGGCGACUCCCUUGAAGUCGAGAGGGAGUGGCCGUAUUGUGUGCGUAGAGUGCGGGACUGCUGGCGGCGUCGUCGCGCGACAGAACUGGGAGCACGCAGGGACCUGGGCAGAUGCCGGCAGCGGCUUCUUUUGUAAAAGCAAGCCAGG
Messenger RNA from Chlamydomonas reinhardtii, 1909 nucleotides. RefSeq lists its product as uncharacterized. The record is from RefSeq and is a predicted model, not a curated record. The transcript is spliced from 8 exons. Gene Ontology annotation, molecular function: single-stranded RNA binding; RNA endonuclease activity producing 5'-phosphomonoesters, hydrolytic mechanism. Gene Ontology annotation, biological process: DNA repair. NCBI's taxonomy places the organism in Eukaryota, Viridiplantae, Chlorophyta, Chlorophyceae, Chlamydomonadales, Chlamydomonadaceae. Gene Ontology annotation, cellular component: nucleolus; cytoplasm. The coding region runs from base 186 to 1595 and encodes 469 amino acids.